CGAUUACUUUAAGCUGAGUGAAUAUUUGGGAGUCUGAUCCAACCCAGAAAAUUUAUUUUUUCGAUUAAAGAUACAGCAUAUAUUAUUUAUGGCACAUACAAGUAUUUUUAAUAUACAGGAGUUACUAGAACGAAUUUUAUAUUUCUUAUUGAUAGAUAAAUCUCUCUAUUCCGCUCUAUAUGUUUCCCGAUUGUGGUACAGAUGCGGUGCCCCUAUUCUAUGGAGACGCAUUGAGCUAAAGGGGAACGAUCCCAAAGCAAAGAAAUUCAUAGAAUUAGUAUGUGGGAAGCAAAAGCCAAUUUAUAGCUCAAAACUAACCCAUCUAGAAAUUACAUACUAUAAUCCACUUUCAAGUAAGAAAAUUGAAGGCAUAGUAAGAAAAUGCCCAAACAUAAUUCAUUUGAAUUUCGAAAAUUGUGUGGGUUUUAGUAAUAGAGAAUUAAAUCAGCUUAAAGCAUACCCCAAUCUGAGAUAUCUUAAUUUAUGUAGUAGUGGUAUUAUGGGUGAUAAAGCUUUAUGUGGAAUGGUGGGAUCAUGUCGUAAAAUAGAAUAUCUAAAUAUUUCUUUCUGCCAAGGCAUUACUGAUAGAUCUUUAAUCAAAAUUGCGGACAGUUGCUAAGCUUUACAAGAGUUUCAUUUUGCUUGUGCGCAUUUGAUUUCUGAAAGAUUUAUAAGUCACAUCUUAAACUCAUGCCCAAAUUUACGAAGAUUCAGUAUUCCGGGUAGUUGUCGAAGAAAAAAUAAAUGUGAUAUAUUAGUAGAAAAACUUCUUACUGUAGAGAAACACCU
Molecule: messenger RNA, 789 nt
Organism: Rhizophagus irregularis DAOM 181602=DAOM 197198
Lineage: Eukaryota; Fungi; Glomeromycota; Glomeromycetes; Glomerales; Glomeraceae
Molecular function (GO): protein binding
Source: RefSeq, a predicted model, not a curated record